GUUGACUCUGUCCCAGGGGAGACAGGGCGAGACAAGGCCGUUCCCGAUUAUUGGAGUUCAGGCAUCCUUGUGUCUAUACACAAGAAGGGAGACAAGACAAGGUGCGAGAACCACCGCGGCAUAAGUCUAAUCGACGUUGUUGCAAAGAUCUUCGCUAUUGUUCUUCUCAGGCGGUUCCAGUCUGUACGUGGCCGGAUUCAGUGCUGGACCGAAACUGCCCGCCAGGAGAUUAUAGCACGAUUGCCAAAACUGAAGUCACUGAACUUCCUUGAGAUAGCCGCUGAUGAGAGAAGGGGUGCUGAACUAGACUACCUCAAGCGAUAUUCCAAGGCCUGGAAGGAGGCUCAAGACCACGCGGAUACCAAAGCUAUUUUCACCAGGCAGCACCCAGCCUUCCUUCAUAUCUGCGAAAAGUAUGGCCCCCCUGAUGCUAAUGACGGAAAGGUUAGUUAG
Messenger RNA from Dibothriocephalus latus, 453 nucleotides. The record is from the annotation of a GenBank genome assembly. NCBI's taxonomy places the organism in Eukaryota, Metazoa, Platyhelminthes, Cestoda, Diphyllobothriidea, Diphyllobothriidae.